GAAACGAAGGGAACUGCCUGGGUUCCAACGGCUAUGGCUAGCACCUUCAUACCAGGGCUGAACCCUCAGAACCCUCAUUAUGUCCCAGGGGUAACAGCAGAGGGGAAGGGUUGAAAACCCAGACAGAGAACUAAGAAACGCCUGCUCCAAAUAUAUACACAGCUGAGUCCAGAAGAGAUCAGAGGUCUCUGCUUCUGCCUCUGGGGAUGGUGAGGCCGGGGGAUUCUGGAGGUGAGUGGGUGAGACUUGUGCUACAGGUACACAGGACACUGCCCGCUACUUCGGUUCAGCAUGGGCCAGACCUAUGGGCAGAUGACUGGGCAGCUACUUCGCGGCUCUCCUGGCCUAGCCUGGCCCCCUGCCCACCGCACACUUCUGCCUCCCAUCCGGCCUCCAAGAUCUCCCGAGGGUCCCAGGAAAAGCCUGCCUGUCAGGCGUGGACACGAAAGGCUCAGCUCCAGCAUGAUCCCUGGGUACACAGGUUUUGUACCCCAGGCACAGUUCAUCUUUGCCAAGAACAGAAGCCAGGUCUGGGCGGAGGCUCUGAAUGAUUUCACUCAGUGGUAUGGGGGACAGAGGAGUCAGGAGCUGCCACAGGAGGCCAAGGGAGAAAAAGACGUGGAGAAAGACCAAGAGCCAAAGCUGGAGGCAGAGCUGGAGACGGAAAAGGAGCCAGAGCUGGGGCAGGAGGCGGAACAAAAGGCUUCCCCUUAUUCCAUGGAUGACAGAGAUCCUCACAAGUUCUUCAUGUCAGGACCUACCCUCAGAACCUGGGCCUUUUACCUAAAUAUGGGGGCUAUGUGCCAGGGUAUAAGUUCCAGUUUGGCCGCACAUAUGGGCAUCUCACCCAUGAUGCUCUGGGCCUCAGCACCAUCCAGAAGCAGCUCCUGGCGUAGGUACCUAGAAUUCAAGUUCUCUCUUUCCUUUUCAUCCUAUCCCAGCCAUCCUUUUGCAAAGAAGAAAGAUGGUCUGGAGGGUGGGAGAAGGCACAGAGAAUGGUUUGGAGGCCGAGCACCUUUUUUAUUAAUAGGUGUAAUAAAUAAAUAAAUAAAUACAUAAACAGAGCCUGGGCUCCUCCUCCCUCCUCUGACCACCAGGCACUGGCCACAGCCUACUUACAGCUGGGGGCUUAGGGAACUGGCCCCAAUACUGUCACCCAUCCUUCUCACCACCUGGCCUAGGGAACCCCGCAAACAGGCC
Messenger RNA from Eubalaena glacialis (North Atlantic right whale), 1200 nucleotides. It is a transcript of the gene CIMIP2B, whose product is annotated as ciliary microtubule inner protein 2B. NCBI's taxonomy places the organism in Eukaryota, Metazoa, Chordata, Mammalia, Artiodactyla, Balaenidae. The transcript is spliced from 6 exons. The coding region runs from base 292 to 1047 and encodes 251 amino acids. The record is from RefSeq and is a predicted model, not a curated record.